This is a messenger RNA of Parascedosporium putredinis, 1602 nucleotides long. The record is from the annotation of a GenBank genome assembly. NCBI's taxonomy places the organism in Eukaryota, Fungi, Ascomycota, Sordariomycetes, Microascales, Microascaceae.
AUGCCCCAUAUAUACCGGGAGGUAUCAUACUACGGACUCCAUAACGAUUGGAUCGUCACCCAGAAUCCAGGGGGAAAGGAAGACUACUUCACCACCACUACUGGUGAUGAGCAGCGUAAUUUCACACACGAAGAAGAGGUCGAUAUCUCUGGUCGCGUGUUUCGCGAAUUCUGCAACGUUGAUGGAGAUGACCUCCGCCACGCUUGGAAGUAUGCAUUCGGUACUGCCCAGUCCCCGGAGAAGAUGGCAGAAUGGGAUACGCUCUCCUGCCAAGAUCGCCUUGACCAGAUUAAGCACAAAUUUACUCCAGAGGAACUUACCAUCCUCGAAGGCCAGCUGCUUCAAAUGGGCGGCAACUCUCUAGACAAGAUGGGAUUGCUCGGUACCCUCCGUUGGUGGUCUUUGGGUUCUCAUUCACCCACUGGACUAAACGAUAUUGCGUUGCACACACGUCUUCGAAGUGGCCAGAGUGAGCUGCACAGGCGCAUCUUCGACCACUCCAUGUCAACGGGAAAUCUCUCCUACAGCUUCCAGGACCCCACCCAGGCGAUACACGAAGCCGAAGGCGUUGUCUCCGUCAUUAGCAGGGACGAUAACUCUCACUUGGUUUGCUUUGGUCCGGACCCAGACGCCGCUAACGGACUGCGACUGGAUGAUGUUGGGGCGAUCCAGGCUGCUGCGCUCCACCUUCUACCCAAAGGGAAGCAGGAGGAUGCCAUAAUUACCCGCAUCGUAUCUCACGACUGGAAUAAUGACGAGUUUGCAAAUGGCACUUGGUGUUUUAUGCCUCCCGAGGCCACGACUAAGUAUUUGGCAGCCCUCCAGAAGUCUCACGGAAGUGUGUAUUUUGCCAGCGCGGACUGGUCGGAUGGUUGGUGUGGCUGGAUCGACGGGGCUGUCCAGAGCGGUAUGGAAAUGGCGAAGGAACGUGUCAAGUUAGAGUCGGAGGGGUUCCGGGCGUACUGGCCAGCCAUCAACCUCAUUUAUAAUGCCUCGGAUAAGUUUAUCAAGUCCAAGUUCUACGUUCCCUUCCACGUCUACGAUGAGGAAGGUCUACUGCCGGACCCUCUUGUUCUCACGGAUAAGGCAAUGCAUACGAGGAUGAAACGUAGUGCCUAUACUGCGUAUUCUAUGGGAGCAAUGAUUCAGCUCGAGACAUUACUAGACGACGUGACAGUACGACUCUUCAAUAUCCUUGACUCAUUUGCCGAGUGUGCCGACAAGACUUGUGAUUUGGGGGAGUGGUUGCGUCUCUACGCAACUGACGUUAUCUUUACGGUUACCUUUGGACAAGACAUGAAAUUUAUGGAGGAUGGCGACCCUAUUGGCAUGAUGCCAGUAUUAGAGUACAUUAUUGGUGACUAUGUAGCUAUUGUCGGACAAUUCCCGUGGACUCACAAGUUUCUCCUAGGGAAUCGGCUGGUUGAGAAGCUUGUGCUCGGUAACAGUGCUCUUAAUGGUGCGGCGUUUGACCUAGCCCUCGGCCAGGUCGACAAAUUCCGAAAAAAGGAGACGAAGAGCCAUCAGGGCCACGAACGUUUGUCCACAGGUUACUCGAGCAGCAGCAAAAACAGCCUGAUUCCAUCACCGACCGUGAAUUGA